This is a messenger RNA of Girardinichthys multiradiatus, 1658 nucleotides long. It is a transcript of the gene abhd14a, whose product is annotated as abhydrolase domain containing 14A. NCBI's taxonomy places the organism in Eukaryota, Metazoa, Chordata, Actinopteri, Cyprinodontiformes, Goodeidae. The coding region runs from base 297 to 1106 and encodes 269 amino acids. The record is from RefSeq and is a predicted model, not a curated record. Gene Ontology annotation, cellular component: cytoplasm. The transcript has 5 exons.
CAACACUUGGACUUUUUUAAAAUAUAUAACACCACAAUUUAAAUGUACGUGUCUUUACUUCUCUGUUUUGCUUCUAAUAUUUGGUCUGGGUUAAGUUUAAUGAAGAUCUGAAAUUACAUUGAAUAUAUGUUCAUAUUUUUCGAUUUCAAAAAUUUGUUUUAAGCAUUAGUAGCCAUCAACCCCACGUCUGUCGGCAACAACCAGACAUGGAGAAGAGAUGAAGAAACCCAAGUCCUUUUAUUUUUGAAUGAAUAGGGUUUAAUUAUCACCUCUCUGUUGUCUUUCAUCAAAUUGAAAUGAAUUUCCUGCGUAAUCGUCUGGUUGUGCUGGGCCUGGUGUUGUUGGGCACAUUGGUGCUGUACCUGCUGCUGCCAUCCAUUCGCCAGGACACAAUGGGGCCAUCCAUCGAAGCUCAAAGAACUGGGCUGGUGGCAGUUGCUGCUCCCCCUGGAUCCCCGGCCCUCAAUGUGUCCGUUCGCACAGGACAGCUUCCUGGAGACCCCCCACUAUUCUUCCGAGAAGCUUUACCUGUUGAUCGAGACGGCCAGCAGAUACUGCCAAAGCUGCAGAUGGUCCUGCUGCAUGGCCAAGCCUUUACCUCCAAAACCUGGGAAGAACUGGGAACCAUGGCUGUGCUGGCAGCUAACGGAUAUCAGGCUUUAGCUAUGGACCUGCCAGGUUAUGGGAAAUCGCCAGACUCAGAGGCUCUAAAGACGGAGCAGAAUCGGGUGGACCUCCUCUCGCGGUUCAUGGAGUCCCUGGGAGUCAGGGCUGCUGUGCUUCUGAGUCCCUCGAUGAGCGGACAUUACUCCAUCCCUUUCCUCAUGAAGAACAGCGCACAGCUACGCGGCUUUGUUCCUAUAGCACCAGUUGGUACCCGGAGCUACUCUGCACAGCAAUACAAAAAAAUCCCGACUCUCACUCUGAUUGUUUUUGGUGCCCUGGACACGAAUCUGGGUGCCCAGUCUCACAAGAACCUCAUCCAGCUUCCCAAUCACGAGGUCCUGAAAUUAGAAGGAGCUCGGCAUGCUUGUUACAUGGACAAACCCCAUGAAUUCCAUCAAGGUUUGAUCAAAUUCCUUGACAAACUCAAGAAAGAUAUAUAGCAGAGGAGUAGAAGGUACUAAAGAUGCAAACAAAAGAUGAGCAAGGAAAGGCAAAGAAAAUCUGAAUUUUGAGUUUUUGGAAAUGCCAAAAAGUUUUACGUUAAUUUCAUUAUCAACCCUUCAAGUAAGAUCACGGGUAUCAGAUGGGAUAUGGGAGAUCAUAUCAGAUGACAGUGUUAUGAAUGUAAUGGGUUUUUAGUAGGGGUGCACUGAUGGCAUUUUUCUGGCCGAUAACCAAUCUUUAAAAAGCCUGACCUCCAACUUCCGAUUUUGGCCGAUACAUUUUUUAUUUUUUUUAAAUAAUUGACACUGUCAGGUGUUAUAAGGUCACAGAUACACCUUGAAUGUUCCAAUCUUAUCUUAUUGAAAAACAUUGAACAGUACCCAUGAAUCUAUACAAACUUGGUGAUAAGAUCGGUUUAACAUGUACAGGUGUUGGACAAUGAAACUGAAACACCUGGUUUUAGACCACAAUAAUUUAUUAGUAUGGUGUAGGGCCUCCUUUUGCGGCCAAUACAGCGUCAAUUCGUCUUGGGAAUGACAUAUACAAGU